AUGUAUGGAGUCGGGUCCCUUACAAAGUCCAUGGUAUCAGCUGGGAUUGGAAAGUUGGUUGAGGAUGGCAGACUCCAAUGGAACACUCCUGUGCAACAGCUUCUACCAAGUUUCUCCCACCAGGACCCCCAGUUUGCCAAAGAAGUCACCAUAGCAGACUUUCUCUCUCAUCGCUCUGGCCUCUCUGGUGGAGUCGCACUUAAUCUUGCAUUUCAGGGCGAUGGUGAGAUGCUACUACCUGCUGAUUCCCUGUUAGAAAUAUUCCAUCAUAUUCCUCGGGUGGCUGCGAUUGGAGAAGCCUGGAUGUACUUUGUCUGGGGAUACUCGAUUGCUGGACUUGUCAUUGAAGAAGUGACCCGAUCGCCGCUUCAUCAAUAUCUGCAGGAAGAAGUCUUUCAGCCCGUCAGUAUGAAUCGCACUACUCUUUGGCCAUCUUUCCAAGACCCCAAUUUCUCCAAGGCAUACGCAUCGCUGAGUGACGGUGAUGCCCAUGAGUUGCAACAGAGACAACCGUUUGCAGAGACAUUCUUCGAAGCAUCGGGUGGCGCUUACUCCACCGUGAACGAUCUCUUGCGGUGGUCAAAAGUAACAUUAGAUGCAUGCCAAGAUACUGAUACACCCACUCGGUCGAUCUUGAAACAAAUUCCCGAAAUACUCAAACCUCAGGCUACAAUCGACAGCAAGUUGCUACCGGGACAGUCUUACGGCUUUGGUUGGCUGCAAGCUCAUCUCCCGGGCGUGGUGGGUCUGAUGGGCGAUAACUCAGAUCUCUGGGAAAUCUCCGAUCUCCCCAUAUUGGGCGAUGGGAGUCAGCGUCGUGCAAUCAUAUACCACCAAGGCGCAACAGUGGGCUAUUACUCUUUCCUUGCGUUAUUCCCAGAAACGCAGUCGGCAGUUGUCGUUCUUACAAAUGCCAUUGCUAUGAGUGAUGUCGCCGAUUGGGCUGGCCGUGUCCUCAUCGAAGCGUUAUUCGAUUUCCCAAAGCGGACAAAUUAUGUCGCAUUAUCUGAGGAAGGGAAGCGCCGCAGACUUCAGCAGUUCGAAGAUAUGCAAGCCUCUUUGGCGAAAGAACAUGCGCCUGACACAAGGCCGUUGCCGCUUGAUGCAUAUGUGGGUAAGUAUGCGAACUUGACUUAUGAGUCCGACUUGGAAGUUUCUUUGGAUCCCGAUGAUAAAGACUCUCUUGUUGUUUCGUUCCAAUAUUUGCGAUCUCAGCGCUAUAGACUGCGUCAUUUGCGCGACAAUGUCUUUGAAUGGGCCUUGGGCCAUGAUGAGGGAAAGCGGAGAGGAAGAUACACUGUCGCUGAUGCCUCGUAUUCCAAAUUCUCAUUCGAGACGAGCGCUGGGAAUCAGGUCGACAAGUUGAUCUGGAAUCUGGAUGAGGCUUCUCAACCGGGUGGAGUUAUAUUCUCACGUCUGGAUGGACUCAUAGCAUACCUUCCAACCCAUCCAACCACCUCAAUGUCGUCAUUCACAUACAUCAACGAGAAAGGCGCCGGCGAGAAGCACAGCGACCUCGGCCAUUACUCCCAGGCCGUUCUCCUCCCAGGCAACAUCGUCAAAUGCUCCGGUCAAGGCGGCUGGACUCCAACCGGCGAUCUAGACGCAAAUGACUGGAAGCGCCAGAUCGACUUAGCAUUCGAUAAUGUCGAUCGUGUUCUCCAGGCUGCUGACCUAAGAGGAUGGGAGGAUGUCUACCUGCUUCGCUCGUACCAUGUUGACAUCGAUGCCUCGUGGGAAUAUACUGUCGAAAAGCUCCGUGCUCGCAUUCCUGAUCACCGGCCUGUGUGGACUGCGAUCGCUGUUCCGCGUUUGGCGUUCCCUGCGAUGAAGAUCGAGCUUGAGGUUGAGGCUUAUGACGCGAGCAAGGCCAGCACUUAA
Penicillium olsonii is the source of this 1881-nucleotide messenger RNA. The record is from the annotation of a GenBank genome assembly. Lineage: Eukaryota; Fungi; Ascomycota; Eurotiomycetes; Eurotiales; Aspergillaceae.